AUGUCUGGCUUUUCGACAGUGUUCAAACACCCUCCUCCUGCUGCUGCUGCUGCUGCUGCUGUCCCUGCUUGCAAUUUUAGCAAAGUGUCUCAGUUAAAACAGCCGUUCGGCGUCAGUGGACGUCACGCAAUUCGGAACAACCAACCAAACAAACAAACUUGUCAAUUUAAAUGCUGGGAGUCAAUUGUGGUCAAUUUACGGAAACUUUACAGCGUAUUCACUGGUAGCAUCACCUGUCGGUGCUCUCAUUAUUGUGCCUCCCACUUUCGCCUCACCACCCUCACCUCAACCGGAGGUUACGCGGGACCCGAGAUGCCCCCAUGUUCAAGUCGACUAUACCCAUCAAGCGUUUUUUACGAGUUGAGCUCUCUCUACGGCACUUUCGGCGAUGAGAAUAGUAGAAGUCUGACUGAUGUUCAUUCAACCGCUGAAGUGACCACUUCGCGAAAGCAGGUUGAAACCUUGCUCAUUGGACUGGCAGACUGCAUUCCUCAUAACGUGUCGACGCAGAUCGUCGCCUCCGGUGUGGUUCCCAAAACGCCUCCGAGGGUCUCAAUGAAUGGUGACCGCGCUCUCGAACACGUUUACCCUCAUCCGAGCACUAAUCAACGGUUUGGUUUGACUGUCUACGAGGCACUCAGACUCAAUUCACCUAACUCGCUUCUGACCAUUCGCUAA
This is a messenger RNA of Mesocestoides corti, 678 nucleotides long. NCBI's taxonomy places the organism in Eukaryota, Metazoa, Platyhelminthes, Cestoda, Cyclophyllidea, Mesocestoididae. The record is from the annotation of a GenBank genome assembly.